AAACUCGACUUGGUCGCUAACAACUCUGCUGAAUGUGAUUGUUAGGACCCCAGGGCAAUUAUCAAAGUCACAGACCUAGCCACACCCGCAGAGAUGGAUGUGACGCUGUCUAUAGAUGACCAGGAGAUAUGGGAGCAGAGAAGGCAGAGACUAGAAGCGUUAAUCGGGGCCAACCCGAGCCAGCAACAGCACGAUCCUGCACAACCCGCCCAGAUUAUGGAUCCUCUGCUAUACACGGCCGUGAAGGAAGGGGACGUCGACAAGUUCAUCAAGGCCCUGGAGGAUCAUUGCGCCAGAGCAGGAGUGUCGUUGCCCGUGGUUCUCAGGCAACUCAGCCCAUCCUGGAAUACAUUUCUUCACGCUGCGGCAGAGAGUGAUGAUAUUCUCAGAGUGGUCAUUGAUUUCGUCCCUGACCACUUGAUCUCCUGGGCGAACUCCAGUGGAGAGACGCCACUGCACAUUGCAGCUAGAGCCGGGAAAACCGGUGUGGUGGAGCUUCUCCUUACCCGGGCGAAUCCGAGAGUCCUUAGCAGCAGUGGCAACUCCCCUCUGCAUGAGGCCGUGAGGAAUCGCCAUUACGAGGUGAUCCAUCGGCUGGUAAGUCAAGACCCCAAUCCGCUGUUUCAUCAGAAUAAAGAAAGCAAGUCUCCAUGGUGCGUAGCAGUCGAAACAGGGGACUUGGAGGUUCUUAAGCUCUUGCUGGAAGUCUUCCUGGAAAUCUUGCCGGAUCCGCCAGUCCCGUUCGAAACAGUGACUCUAAGUGCUUUCGGCAUGUCGCCUGCUCAUGUCGCUGUUAUGUACCGGAAAAUGGAUAUGCUGACAGAGAUGUGGAACAAGAUGCCGGUGCUACUUAUAUGGAAAGAUGAGGGACAUGGCACUCCACUCCAUUUCGCAGUGUACACGAACUAUCUCGACGGAGUCAAGUUCUUGAUCGAGAAGUUCCCAUUGAGCGCCCUGGAGCAAGACAAGGAGGGCUAUCUACCUAUCCAUGUCGCUUGCAUGAUGGAUCACGUGAGGAUUGUUGAGGAGCUACUUCAGCAAUGGCCAGACCCUGCAGAGUUUCGAGCCAAGCGAGGAGAAAACAUUCUUCACGUGUCAGCAAGGUACGGAUGCAUUUCAACCGUCAAAUACAUAAUGAAAAGUCCUGAAUUCGGUCACCUCCUAAAUGUGAGAGAUUUCGACUUGAAUACGCCUCUGCAUCUGGCUGCGUUGCAUUGUCAACCUUUGGUCUUGCUUCUUCUUGCACGAGAUGGAAGAGUCGAUCUUAAGCUGGUAAAUGAGAGAAACAUGACUGCUCUAGACGUGGUAGAGGAGAACAUGAAAGAAAAGGAUGCUCCACUUCGGAAGAGGUUAAUGCGGAUAAUUUUGGCGUCUGCUGGAACACCGAGAAGCGGAGAAUUAGCUAUCUGUAAGGGAACCGAUUGGAGCCUAGGGAAAGAAAUGAAACCACCGGAAUUGGAUAGACUCAAGGAGGAGGCAAAUACUCGCAUGGUUGUGGCGGCACUCAUGGCCGCUAUGACUUUCGCAUCUGGUUUUUCCGUUCCCGGAGGAUACAAUGGUUCUAACCCAAAUGCUGGAAUCGCUGUAUUGCUCCACAAAGCCAUGUACAAUGUCUUUGUGAUUUCCAAUUCCAUCACCAUGUAUAGCUCGAUCAUCGCACUCGUGAUCCUUCUGUGGACACAGAUUAAUGAUCCUCACGCGGUGCGAAAUGCCCUUUCGAAAUCAAGACUCCCAUUGUUGGUAGCUCUUGCCGCGAUGCCUCUGGCAUUCAUGGCGGGCGUCUACGUUAGCAUAACCAAACUCUCUUGGCUUGCAAUUGUUGUCUUGGUCUUGGGUUCCGUUGCCCUCUUCAUUAUCUUGAGCUUCUACCUUUUGUUGUAUAUCCCGCUUGGGUGCAACCAUCCUCUUGUGCGUCGCUUCACCGACUUAAUUAUCGUUGUGGGCAUUUCAAUGUCGGGGAGAGUGACUGCAGGCAGUGGGACAGCUGGACGAGCAACUACAUCUACCGGUGCCAAUCGUGACGCUGGUGACUACCGCAUGUACGAGUACAUGAACAUCACAACGAAUAUCAUAAGGGAUAUCCCUGUUUCCCACUAA
Molecule: messenger RNA, 2097 nt
Organism: Syzygium oleosum
Lineage: Eukaryota; Viridiplantae; Streptophyta; Magnoliopsida; Myrtales; Myrtaceae
Product: protein ACCELERATED CELL DEATH 6-like
Exons: 4
Coding region: 94-2097 (667 amino acids)
Cellular component (GO): plasma membrane
Molecular function (GO): protein phosphatase regulator activity; protein phosphatase 1 binding
Source: RefSeq, a predicted model, not a curated record